Messenger RNA from Heterocephalus glaber (naked mole-rat), 2690 nucleotides. RefSeq names its product nuclear factor, erythroid 2 (gene Nfe2). Gene Ontology annotation, molecular function: DNA-binding transcription factor activity, RNA polymerase II-specific; RNA polymerase II cis-regulatory region sequence-specific DNA binding. Gene Ontology annotation, biological process: regulation of transcription by RNA polymerase II. The record is from RefSeq and is a predicted model, not a curated record. NCBI's taxonomy places the organism in Eukaryota, Metazoa, Chordata, Mammalia, Rodentia, Bathyergidae. Gene Ontology annotation, cellular component: nucleus.
UUCGAGGCAGGCGCCAGACCCACUGAGCUAAAUCCCCAGUCUUCUCCCAUUUUUUUUUUAAUUGGUUGUGGUGGUGGCAUGUAGGGUGUGUGCAGUUUUUGACCCUAAGACAUUAGGAGGCUCCUGCCAAAUUCUACUUGGACUCUUUUGCAGCAGACAAGAACAAAUGCAGAGAUGAGUGUCAGGGAGUAGAGAGGUAGCACUAGGAGAGGGAUCAACAGAGGAAAUGAUCAAUGCAUGGGGAAGAGUUUGCUAAGAACUCUAAACUGCUCAAGCAGAAAGGGACUUCCAAGUUCAAGUAGUCCAACUCUCUGGUUUUACAAAGGAGGAAACAGGCCCAGAGCAGUGAGAUGAAUUGCCCAACAUCAGACUGCUGCUUUGCGGCAGAGCUGCCACUAGACAUGAGGCCAAAAGAAGAGAAGAGGGGCUGGAGGGGAGUAUGGAUUCAGGGGUCUAAAGAGAGGUACUGCCCAGGAAAAAAGGGACUGAGACUCCGUAGUACAGACAGACUGAGGAGGAUGGACAGUACUGGCUCUGAGUGUGGAGACCCAGCAGUGUGAUGGGAAGGUACCUGGAAGGUGCUGCAGGGGAGUGAAGUUAGGUUACAGGCCUCAUCAUGCCAUUUACCAGCUUGGGAUUCUUUUUUUCUUACUUUCUUUUCCUGGUAGCUUGGGUCUCAAUUUCUGAAUGGACCUUCCAGGAUCUUUGUGAAAAUCAAUCUUACUGGCAUAGCUCUUGACAAGUGCUUAUGAACUAAGUCUUUGCUAUGGUUGUUAUGUUAUCUUGGAAGACAAGAGAUGCCCCUGGGUGGGGUGGGGUAUGGCCAAGAUGCCCCUGUUGGGACACAGGGUAGAGGUUCAGUGUCUCUGGAGCCCAAUCCUCCUUUGCCUCUGCUGCCUGAAGCUGAUAAAACUCUUAUCUGUCUGGCCCAGGCAGGGAAGCCCAGGGUCAGGAUGGCAGGGCUGCUAUCAGCAGCCAGGCCUGGGCCAUAUCUUCAAGAAGGGGAGGGGCUGUCUGCUUACUUCCCACAACACACUCCUUGGGGAUCCCCAAGCACUUAGUCUCAUCUUGAAGAAAGAAGGUUGAGACCCUAAAACUGAGGACACGGGAGGAAAGCAGGGAAUACUCUUGAUGUUUCCUCACAAAAUGAAAGAACAAAGCAACCAAAAAACACUGGAAGAUCUGACUCUGUCUCUGACCAUGACUACAGUUUGGGGGAGCAAGAAGUAGGGGAGAAAGAAGGCAUCUUAUUGGAAAAAAAGGUUGCUGGGCCCUUUGGUCUUUGGGAAAACCUGGACCAGACCCUGGCCCAGUAGGAUGCCCCCCUGUCCUCCUCAGCAGAGCAGGAACAGGGUAACUCAGCUGCCCUUGCUGGAGGUGGGCGAGAUGGAACUGACUUGGCAAGAGAUCAUGUCCAUCACUGAGCUGCAGGGUCUAAAUGCUCCAAGUGAGCCAUCAUUUGAGACCCAAGCCUCAGCCCCAUACCCUGGACCUCCACCAUCUCUCUCCUACUGCCCCUGCUCAGUGCACCCAGACUCGGGCUUCCCCCUUCCUCCACCACCUUAUGAGCUCCCAGCAUCUGCACCCCAUGUACCAGAUCCCCCAUACUCCUACAGCAACAUGGUCAUACCAGUCACCAAGCCACUGACCCUCUCUGGCCUGCUCAAUGAGCCCCUCCCAGACCCCUUAGCCAUUUUGGACAUUGGGCUGCCAGCGGGGCCACCCAAGACCCAAGAGGACCCAGAAUCCGAUUCAGGAUUAUCCCUCAACUACAGUGAUGCCGAAUCUCUUGAGCUGGAGGGGACAGAGGCCGGUCGGCAGCAGAGCGAGUAUGUAGAGAUGUACCCAGUGGAGUACGCUUACUCACUCAUGCCCAGCUCCUUAGCCCACCCCAACUAUGCCUUGCCUUCUGCUGAGCCCUCCAUGGCCUUAGAGCCCUCCACAGGCCCUGUACGACCUAAGCCUGCUGCACGGGGGGAGGUGGGCAGUCGGGAUGAGCGGCGGGCACUGGCCAUGAAGAUCCCCUUCCCAACGGAGAAGAUUGUCAACUUGCCGGUAGAUGACUUUAAUGAGCUGUUGGCACGGUACCCGUUGACGGAGAGCCAGCUGGCGCUAGUUCGGGACAUCCGACGGCGGGGCAAGAACAAGGUGGCCGCCCAGAACUGUCGCAAGAGAAAGCUGGAGACCAUCGUACAACUGGAGCGGGAGUUGGAACGGCUGGGCAAUGAAAGGGAGCGGCUUCUUAGGGCUCGAGGGGAGGCUGACCGUACCCUGGAGGUCAUGCGCCAACAACUGGCGGAGCUGUACCAUGACAUUUUCCAGCACCUUCGGGAUGAGGCAGGCAACAGCUACUCCCCAGAAGAGUAUGCACUGCAACAGGCCGCGGACGGGGCCAUCUUCCUGGUGCCCCGGGGUGUCAAAAUGGAGGCCACAGACUGAGCACCCAGAGUGGGGGAGACAUGCUGGGGAUGUAUUUCCCUUAUUCCCUUCAGAUAAAGGUUCUCCCCAGCUCUGAGACCUAAAAGGUGCUAAGUUGUCUAGACCAAGAGGACAACAAAGGGAAGCCCAGCAUUUGGAAGUUCCAAGGUCUGUUCUCUGAGGCUUGCCUGGAGGCUGGGGAGGGACUUAGCUUCCCAGCCCAACCUCUUCCACUUGUCUAGGCUUUGGUCUAUAAAGAGCUCUUACAGAAA